CAGGCCUUUCCAGCUCUCCCCCGCGCUAUAUAUAAGCAAUCGCCCCCUCCCCUCACUCUACCACCAUAGUUAUUAGCUCGGACACCAACUCCCUCUCUGCUUCCCCUUCUCCGAGCACUCCAUCUCUCGCUCGACGAGCAAGAAGCAGCUCGACCAGAGGCAGAUCACUACAGCAUUUCAUCCAUGGCUCCAGUAGAAGCUUCAUCAGAUUCUAUCAAGCCCAGAGAUGUUUGCAUUGUUGGAGUUGCACGUACGCCGAUGGGUGGAUUUCUCGGGACUCUUUCAUCCCUGCCAGCAACCAAGCUUGGCUCGAUUGCUAUUGAAGCUGCUCUGAAAAGGGCAAACGUUGAUCCAUCGCUAGUUCAAGAAGUUUUCUUCGGCAACGUUCUCAGUGCAAACUUGGGGCAGGCUCCUGCUAGACAAGCUGCCCUAGGUGCUGGGAUUCCUAAUUCAGUGAUCGCUACCACUGUCAACAAAGUUUGUGCGUCAGGAAUGAAAGCGACAAUGCUUGCCGCCCAAAGCAUUCAGCUGGGCAUCAAUGAUGUUGUUGUGGCUGGUGGCAUGGAAAGCAUGUCUAACGUGCCUAAAUAUCUCGCCGAAGCAAGGAAGGGAUCUCGACUUGGGCAUGAUUCUCUAGUUGAUGGCAUGUUGAAGGAUGGUUUAUGGGACGUUUACAAUGAUUAUGGCAUGGGAGUGUGCGCUGAAUUAUGUGCGGAGCAGCAUUCAAUCACAAGGGAUGAGCAGGAUAACUAUGCUAUCCAGAGCUUUGAGCGAGGUAUUGCUGCCCAAGAUGCCGGCGCUUUCUCAUGGGAGAUUGUGCCAGUUGAGGUCUCUGGAGGAAGGGGCAGACCAUCAACGAUUGUUGACAAGGAUGAGGGUCUUGGAAAGUUUGACCCUGCAAAGUUGAGGAAGCUACGUCCAAGUUUCAAGGAGAGUGGAGGCUCUGUAACAGCUGGCAAUGCCUCCAGUAUAAGUGAUGGUGCUGCUGCAUUGGUCUUGGUAAGUGGAGAGAAAGCACUUAAGCUUGGGCUCCAAGUUAUUGCUAAGAUCACAGGAUAUGCUGAUGCUGCUCAGGCACCAGAGCUGUUCACAACAGCACCAGCUCUUGCAAUUCCCAAGGCUAUAUCGAAUGCUGGGUUGGAGGCUUCACAGGUUGAUUUUUAUGAAAUUAACGAAGCCUUUGCAGUUGUGGCCCUUUCUAACCAGAAACUUCUUGGGAUCAACUCUGAAAAAGUUAAUGUGCAUGGCGGAGCUGUUUCUUUGGGUCAUCCUCUGGGCUGCAGUGGAGCACGUAUCCUGGUCACACUCUUGGGGGUGCUGAAGCAGAAAAAUGGGAAAUUCGGCGUCGGUGGUGUGUGCAAUGGGGGAGGUGGCGCUUCAGCCCUCGUUGUGGAGCUUCUGUAAGCAGUAUAUCUGCUUCUCAUGGUUAGGAAAAGAGCUUCACCGAAGGAAGAAUAUAUGCAGCCUCUACGCCUCUGGCCUCUCCUGAUCAUCUUUAUGAUUUUUCUUUAAAAUUUAUUCAUCCUUAAAUAAACUUUACUUAAAUGUAUGUAGCAUUCAGAUAGAAAAAGCAUUAUCUGAGAUUUCAAUCAAUCUAUUGUCAUAUUUUGACAGUGAGUGAGCUGUUUAUUUCGGACCAAUUCCCUUUCUUGUCUCGUCUUGUCGUUCUUUUCUUUUCAAAUAAGAUUGGCAGAUCUUUCUAA
Punica granatum (pomegranate) is the source of this 1703-nucleotide messenger RNA. The record is from RefSeq and is a predicted model, not a curated record. Lineage: Eukaryota; Viridiplantae; Streptophyta; Magnoliopsida; Myrtales; Lythraceae.